AAGUCAACGUAGUUUAUUAAUUAUUGCAUUAACAUUGAUGAUGUUCGAAAUGCUGGACUGAUUGAACUGAUGAUUCCUAUCAUACAACAACCUGUGAAAUAAAUCAAAAAACAUUGAUUUUACUGGUGUUUUAAUUCUAACAUUCCUCUGAACAUGGAUAUAUCAUACAUCGCACCCACUGUCGUUUUCUGAUAAACCCGACUUGCCAGCCAGUCAGGUCAAUGUCACUGCGGGUCCAACAAAGACAAGAAAACACAAAUUUGUUAGUGAUGUUAAAUCUGUCUGAGCCUACAUGGUGGUGCUUGGUUUUGGAGGAUAUGGAAUAGCAGCAGUUAUGGGCAGUUAUUUAUUACAGCCAUCUGCUUGCUUGCCUUUGGUUUAACGUUCUUACCAAACAUCACUAAAUGCUUAAAGCCACCAAUCUGAAAAGGACUAUUAGCUCUCGAGCUGGCACUGUUCAAGUCUUUUAUUGCACUGUUUGGAGGAACUGAAUAUGGGAUGCUUCUUUUUCGGACCAAUUUGGGAUCCUGCUUACUACGGAUGGGAUGAAUCGAGGAAUCUUUUGGAAUCUUUUGGAGACUACUGCCAAAACAAGAAGAAAAAAAAGAAGAAUCAUUGUUGGAUUGAAAUCCGAUAACUGCAGCAGAGAAAUGCUGCUCCGUUUACUGCAUUUGUUAGUCGUGCAAGGAGACAGUGUGCUCGCCAUUCACGUACAGCACUCUGAUGAUAUUUUCGAUCCAAACACAUUCCACAUCCAUGAAGACUUUUGCAAAUCUAAGCAGGUGGAUUUUGAGGUGAAGAUCUGUACCGGAAACUGCUACAUAACAGAACUGAGCCACCAAGUUGAGUUGACUUCUGCCGUGAUUCUUGCCGUUGGAUGCAGCACCGAAUGGCCGAAAAAUUCAAGUAUCACCAAAUGCCUGAGAGCACUGCCUCCUUCUUGCAAGCUUGUAAUAAUGAAUAAUGCAUGGAAAAUUGUAUUCCAGGAGAUGGGAACUUCAGGCAAAGCCUCCAUCCCUAGAGUUUGUCGAACUUUUGUGUCGUCUUUGUCAGAAUCGGCCAUCAGCUGUGAUCGGCCAAGAACAAAACCUCUGUUCGAGAAAUCUCUGUCUAUGCCGUCUUCAUCAACACCUUCAACAUCAAAGCAAACUGAAAGUGAAAACUUUUUCCAUCAUCUUUCCCCGAAAUUCUUCCAGAGAUUGGCCGCGCUAGAAGCCAAGGGGCAAGAUAGGCAUUUCACGUAUGACGAACUUAACAAUGCAACGGAAAGUUUUCGUCCCGGUAUGUUGAUUGGGGAAGGGGCACACAGUCAAGUUUAUCGAGCGAUUCUUGAAAAUGGUCAGGAUGCAGCAGUGAAGGUUCUAAAGACCUCUAAAUAUUCGGAGGAGAUCUUUUUUCGAGAAGUGGAGAUAUUGAGUGGAUUGAAACACGAAAACAUAGUCCAAAUUCUCGGUUACUGUUGCUGUAAGGAAAUGUAUGCAAUUGUAUACAACUUACUUAACUCAAAUCUGAAGCAGAGGCUCAAUCAGUUGAAGUGGAGUGAGAGGAUGCAACUUGCAAUUGGAUUGGCCAAGGCAUUAGAGUACCUCCAUUCUCUCUCUCCUCCGGUUAUACAUAAAGAUGUAAAUUCAUCCAAUAUUCUACUCUCUGAAGACGGCAAACCACAGCUCUCAGAUUUUGGAUCUGCAACGGUAGAUUUUUCGACCAAUCAAUUAUCAUCUACACACAAAAAGCCGAUUCAUGUUAUAGGUACAUUUGGAUACUUAGCCCCGGAGUAUAUAAUGUAUGGCAGAGUUGAUGAGAAGAUAGACGUGUAUUCUUAUGGGGUUGUGCUAUUGGAACUCAUCACCGGGAAACAAGCUAUCCAAACAAGUCCAGUGUCGAAUCAAGAAAGCUUAGUAGUUUGGGCAAGGCCUCUGCUCACGUGUGGCCUAGACGAACGCCUCAUCGAUCCCGACUUGAAGGAAGACUACAAAGAGGAUGAAAUGAAGGCUAUGAUGAUUGUAGCACGACUCUGUCUCUUGCAUUCAUCUUCUAGAAGGCCUACUAUGAAAACAAUUUUGCAAUUUCUGGAAGAGCCAAACUACGUAUUGGAGAUGCAGAAAAAGAGGGAGGACCUUGUUUGCAAAAAUGGAAGCAAAGAUGAGAGUGAUUUUGGCGUAGAUGCUAAUUCAGGCCCUGCUGAUAUUUUGCUCGAGGAUGAUGAUGAAGUCUAGUUUUUCAUUUCAAUACAUACCUGUAUUACAUACUUGCGUAAUCUUUCUAUUUCCCUUGU
Erythranthe guttata (spotted monkey flower) is the source of this 2275-nucleotide messenger RNA. Its product is annotated as putative serine/threonine-protein kinase PBL22. NCBI's taxonomy places the organism in Eukaryota, Viridiplantae, Streptophyta, Magnoliopsida, Lamiales, Phrymaceae. The record is from RefSeq and is a predicted model, not a curated record. Gene Ontology annotation, molecular function: protein kinase activity; ATP binding. Gene Ontology annotation, biological process: protein phosphorylation.